AGAACUCCUCACAUGGGCGAGGUGCUCGGGAGCGGCGCCGCCGCCGCCACGCCCCAUCACGCCGCGUCGUCGCUCACGGGAGGAGGCCGGUCCGGGCCGGGCGGGGGCGCGACUCAAACGAAAGCCGAUAUGGAUUCGACGGCGACGGCGACGACGGCCGGCUGGCAUCGUGCGGGGCCGCCUCCCCCGGGCGAUGGCGGCCCCGGAGCAGCUUUCCGCAGCCCCGCCGACGGCGAGCCGGCGACGCUCGGCCGCCCUCCUGCCAGCGUGGCCAGGCGAAGCAAAAAGAGCCUGGGGAGACCCGGCGGCUCCGCGGGACAUCUCUCUUUCCUCCUCAACCAAGAGAACGACCGGGCGGGCCGGUGAUGCGUGGCCGGGCUUGUCGAGGUACUGGGAAUGGACGGCAGCAAUGCCGAUUACAGCGAUGGGUAUACCAUGGUUAUUACUGUUGGUGGCUCACGUUUUUUUGGGAAAAGUUUGAGAUGCAAUUACUCCUACUCCUUCUCGCAAAGCCGUUGCUUCGGAAAUCCGGCCAUCCUUCUCUUGCUCCUCUUGCCAUUUGGAUACUUGCCCGAUGGACAUGCUCUCUCUUGGCGGCCAAAGUGCACGAGCCAUGCCGGGAGAAGAAGCGCCCUGAUAUCCCUUUCUGCCCUUGUUUAUUAGGAUAGUCUCGGCAGUAUUACUUUUCUCCCAUCCCAUCUACCAACCCCAUUCACGGCUGGGACAAUGCGGGAAACCAGGGCGAUCAGGUCUAUACUAUUAUUGGCACUUGAUGCCCCUCGCAAGGCCGCGCCCAACGCUUCCCUACCUUGUUCAGGGCUCAGGGAUACGAUGAGAGUAUGCGCCACCAAUGUCGCAGGAU
This is a messenger RNA of Gaeumannomyces tritici R3-111a-1, 862 nucleotides long. RefSeq lists its product as hypothetical. The coding region runs from base 13 to 366 and encodes 117 amino acids. The transcript has 2 exons. The record is from RefSeq and is a predicted model, not a curated record. NCBI's taxonomy places the organism in Eukaryota, Fungi, Ascomycota, Sordariomycetes, Magnaporthales, Magnaporthaceae.